Molecule: messenger RNA, 453 nt
Organism: Phytophthora sojae
Lineage: Eukaryota; Oomycota; Peronosporomycetes; Peronosporales; Peronosporaceae
Exons: 4
Coding region: 70-453 (127 amino acids)
Source: RefSeq, a predicted model, not a curated record
GAAGCACUCGCACCAGCAUCUUUUGCCCCUGUAAUAGUGGGCGCCCCGCAGAGGACCCACUUGCAGCAGAUGCUGGCGAUGGACGAUGGCGUCGGGCACAUGGCGUCGGUGGACGUCGUCGAGAAGCAGACGAUGAUGAUGAACGGCCCCGGGGUCUCGGAGACCGCGAUGCACGGCACGGCGAUGAUGGCGACGAUGGGCGGCACCGAGGAGGGCUCGGAGACCGCGACGAUGAACGAAGAGUGGCACGAGGAGGCCAGCACGAACGUGUUGGUCGAGGAUCUGUGUCGACUCGACAUCGAGGUUGAACGGCCGAUUACGAAAUCUGCGGGCUCGAGCGGAGGCAAGGGCAAGCGGAACGUGACGAGUGUGCACAGCGGGUCUUCGGACACGUGUGUGGGCGAACUGAGGGCGACAGCUCUCCUGACGAGUGAGGCUUUGACGGAAGCGUGA